This is a messenger RNA of Oryctolagus cuniculus (rabbit), 7894 nucleotides long. NCBI's taxonomy places the organism in Eukaryota, Metazoa, Chordata, Mammalia, Lagomorpha, Leporidae. The record is from RefSeq and is a predicted model, not a curated record.
UCCUGCUCCAAUCAGUUCUCCGCUCUGGGCUUCCAUUUCCAUUUCUCCUCUGGAGAUAAGGGCUGGGCGCGGUCCACAUCUCUCGAAACCCACACUGUGGAGCGUUACGUCUGGGCUAUGUCAGAGUGUCCCUGGAGAAGGGCCCUGUGAGCGAGCGUCCUUGGCAACGCGGCCUCCCGCCGCCCCUCCCGGAGCUGGGCGUGCGCACUGCAGAGCUCAGCUCCCCGACGGGUCCUGCGCGAGAACCCCGACUCCCUGAGGCCGCCCCGCACCUCCCACGGUUAUUUCCCCCUGGAAUCUGCGCGAUACGGAGCAGCCUUCCAUCGUAUCCAAGGUCACGUCUCCCUCUCCGAAUCCAUGGCCGUGACGACCUCGCUGCUCCCCCACGUCACCCGGCCCUGUCUCCCACAAAGCAGAGAAUUCAGGAGACUUUCGCGAGGCAUCGACAAGUUCUGCUUUGUGAGAGAAGACGCAGACGCGACCGCGUCCAGCGGACGCCAUGGAACGGGGCAGGGAGGGGACAGCUGCUGCCCGCGACGCCUGGGCCGGGUGGGACACUGCAGCUGGGGAACCCUGUGUGGGCAGACGGUCGGAGAGAGGGCAGGGGGCGUGGACGCGCUUGCAUUUCCAUGCUGCUUUAUCUUGACGCUGCACUGGAUUCCCACCUCCUGGUGAGUCACCCAGCCCGUCUGCCCCUCUGCACACGCUCUGGCUGCUGGGCUUGUUCCUGAAGAUCAAAGUGGACACACAGGAACUCUGGCGAGCAGCUGGAGAACUCAGGGCGUACCGCAAGUAACGUUCUCGCUCCCACCCUCACUCCUUACACUUUCUGCUGAGGUUCCUCCCUGGCCUGACAGCACCCGGAUGUGUCCCAGCAUCGCACCUAGCAGGACCGCAUCGGAUCUCUCGGCCUUUGCCACAUCACCCCUUCUUCCCCGGCUUUGCCUGUACAUGGCGCCCUACACACCUGUGGCUCAUCAGGAAGCAGGGCGUCAGCCACGAGCCCGCCUUCCCUUCCCUUUGACAUCGGACCAGCAGGAAAUCCUGCGGCGUCUGCACCCCAAAUGCCCUCCAAACCCACCAGCUGGCUUUGACUGCCGCUCUCCGCCGUGGGCAUGGGCUGCUGCUCUGCGGAUGGGGGCAGUGGCGUGCGGGGAGGUCUCCCCUUCUCCUCACGCCCUCCCCGGUGAGUUCUUCACCCGCAGCCAGCAGCCAGAGUGCUCUUUGGCAGAUGGGAAUGUGGCCACAGCAACACCUGACGUGGCACAGAAAGCAACGGCCCGGCUGCCCACGGGGCUCCAGCCUCUGCUGUCUGCUCCUCUCCCCGGCGGGCGGCCUGUGCCUCAGCAGUAUUGGCCCCACGGCAACCCUCACGAUGUGUGAAGUUGUGGGCCUCGGGACCUUCAUCGUGUCCCCCCAUUUUUCCCGGCAGGCUUUGCUGGUGACUCUGCCAGCCCCGCUGCUCCAGUGUCAGGUCCCAGCCGAAGGCUUCCCUCUUCACACCGGCUUCCUGGCACUCUGAGGGGCCGGCCCACUGGUUCUCAUCCUAGCUCCGUCUCAGGACCCUCAUGGCAACCUGCUCAGCUCACAGCUGUGGUUGUCCCUCCAUAUCCACAAAGGGUUCGCUCCAGGACCCCACACGACCCAGAAAUCUGUGCAUGCACGACUCCUUUGUAUAAAGGGUGUAGUAUUUGUAUAUCACCUACUCACUUCCUCCUGUGUCCUUCAAAUGACCUCUAGAUUUCUUCUGAUGAUGACAAUGUAAAUGGCUUCUAUGCUGCACAUUGCUUAGGGAAUGAAAAAAAAGAGAGUCUGUAUGUUUAAUACAGAUGACUUUUUAAACUUAUUUAUUUGUUUAUUUGAAAUGCAGAGAUACAGAGAGAGAGAGAAAGAGAGAGAAUCUUCCAUCUGCUGGUUCCCUCCUCACAUGGCCACAAUGACUGGAACUGGGCCAAUCCAAAGCCAGGAGCCAGGAGCUUCCUCCGGGUCUCCCACGUGGGUGUAGCGUCCCAAGGACUUGGGCCAUCUUCCACUGCUUUCCCAGGCCACGGCAGAGAGCUGGAUGGGAAGUGGAGCAGCCGGGACUAGAACCAGCGCCCAUAUGGGAUGCCGGCACUGCAGGCAGCUACACCACAGUGCCAGCCCUGAAUUUAUUUUCUGAUCUGAGAUUGGUAGACCUGGCGGACCUCGACACUGCAGGGGUGGAGGGCUGACGGCACGUUUUGUCUUCUCGUUCACUGUCUCUCUCCGGGAAACUCUGCGGUGUCUGGCUCCAGCGCGGCAGAGUCAGCACGGACCCUGGCCCCCACACAGGUCAAGGGCACGAGUGGAUGCCCUCGCGGAUGCUUUCCUCUCUGGUGCGUGCUUCUCAUUACCAAGGGUGUACUGUGCUGACCGAUGGGCAAACAGUGAUUCUGUCUACUUCAGUUAGGUAAGCUCAGAGCGGAACAAAGCACCUGUGCGCGGCCUGUGGCUUUGCUUUUAGGUUCCAGAUGAUGACGGCAUUCACGCAGGGCCGGUCUCUGGGACUCCUCCUAGCCGGCAGAAGUCUUAGACCCCAGAACCGAGGACCUCUGUGGGAUGGCUGUUGCUGUGGUUUGAUUUGGUCUGAGCGGGUGCCCGGGGUCCUGUAUUGGAAGCUCGGUGGGCACUGUGUCCACAGGAGGGGCCCAGCAGGAGGUCCACAGGUCAUGUGGGUGCUGCCCUGGAAGGGGUCAGGUGUUCUGCGUUGUUGAAGAGUGCACCUGGCUGCGCGCCUCUCUCUGGCUGCUGGCAUUGCUCUGUGACCUCUUCCUUGUGUGUGCUCACGGCAGCAAUGCCGUCUUCCACAGGGCCCCUGCCACAGGCUGGACCGUGGGGACGCCGGGUCUGGGGCGUUCAGCUUCUGAAACCGUGAGCCAAGUCAGCCUCUUUUCUUUACGAAGUAUCUAGCCCAGGUGUUUGGUUACAGUGACAGAAGAUGGAGAAGACAGCUGUCCUUGGAGCAGCUAACCUUUUUCAUCGGGCUGAUGCCUGGCCCCAAGUUUCCUGGGACACUCGGAGUCUCCUAGCCCGAUCUUCACUUGGUUAUAGGCUUUAAAAAUGCAGAGACGCGCAUUUUCUAGGUGAGUCCGUCUCUGAAGACGACUCGUCAGAGAGCACAGUUGUGAGCUUUUGUCUUGGCAAGUGUGGGGCCGGCCCGCUGCUCUUCCCAGGGAAGUUAACAUAAAUGUUUAUUGACAGAACAGUCAUGGAGGAAAUAAAGUUGCUGAUUCAUUGCCUUAUACCGAACCCUUUGUUUCUCCCUCCUCUUCCUUCCUCUUUAUAAAGAGGCACGCCACGGGACAGCACGUUCUGGGGACCCACUUGGUGUGCGGUCUCCUAGUUGCGUGCUCCUGCCUCCUCCACCUGCAGAUCCUAAGUGCCGUGGCAGUGGCCUGGGCCUCCUGCUUCCGCCGCGGGGGUCUCAGAGGAGCCAUGGAAGCUCCGGGGCUUCCGAAGUUGGAGCUGAACGUCCCCAUGGUGACGGUGGCCCUGUUGGUGGCUCUCCUGGCCCUCCUGAAAUGGUACUCCACGUCGGCUUUCUCGAGACUGGAGAAGUUGGGCAUCAGCCAUCCCAAGCCCUCCCCUUUUAUUGGAAACUUGCCGUUCUUCUGCCAGGGUUUUUGGGAAGGCCACCUGGAGCUCAGAAAGCUGUAUGGGCCUCUGUGUGGGUACUACCUUGGCCGUCAGAUGUUUAUUGUCAUUUCUGAUCCAGACAUGAUCAAGCAGGUUCUGGUGGAGAACUUCAGCAACUUCACAAACAGAAUGGCCUCCGGGCUGGAGCCCAAGCUGGUGGCUGACAGCGCUCUGUUCUUGCGGGACAAGCGGUGGGAAGAGGUCAGGGGUGUGCUGACUGCGGCUCUCCACCCCGAGAGGCUGAACGAGAUGCUGCCCCUGGUCAGCGAAGCCUGCGACCUUCUCCUGGCUCAUUUCCAGCGUUGUGCAGAGUCCGGGGCUGCCUUCGAUGUCCAGAGGUGCUACUGCUAUUACACCACGGACGUGGUUGCCAGCGUCGCCUUCGGCACCCAGGUGGACUCCCGGGAGGUGCCCGAGCACCCCUUAGUGGAACACUGCCGGCGCUUCUUCCAAGUCAGCCUCCCCCGGCCUCUGCUGGCUCUAAUCUUGUCGUUUCCGUCCGUGAUGGUCCCGCUGGCCCGGAUUUUGCCCAAUAAGAACCGAGAUGAACUGAAUGGCUUUUUUAACCAACUCAUCAGGAGCGUGAUUGCCUUGCGGGACCGGCAAGCGGCAGACGAGAGGCGGAGAGACUUCCUGCAAAUGAUCCUGGAGGCGCAGCAUUGCGCCCGCCCCGCGAGCUUGGCGGCCUUCGACAUCGUCAGCCAGGUGCUCCCCGCCGAGAGACCAGGGGCCGCUUCCCUGCAGCACCCGCCCGCAGCCUUGUCCCAGCCCUUGACCGUGGAUGAGAUUGUGGGCCAGGCCUGCAUCUUCCUCAUCGCUGGCUACGAGAUCAUCACCAACACGCUCUCCUUCGCCACCUACCUGCUGGCCACCAACCCUGACUGCCAAGACAGGCUUCUGAGAGAGGUAGACCGGUUCAAGGAGAAACACCAAGUGAAAGGUGACUCAGAGAAAGAAAAAGGCACAUUGAGCACAAACCUUCACCAUCUGGGGCAGCCCCCGAAACCAGACUGGACUCAGGAGAGCUGCAAAGCCCCAGGAAGGAGUCGGGGUCAGAUGGCAGGGGCUGGAAGGGACAGAGGCAGCCAAGAGCCAGGGCUGCCCCGGCAGGAGACUGGCAGAGCCUGGGAGGAGGUCCACAUGGGGUGGAGGGGACAGUGGGACAGGCAGCGCCAAGUCCAGACCCGCCAUUCCUUCUAGAUAGGUGCCCCCUGGAGGACUUGCAGCCUGGGCUGCGUGUGUCUGCGUGCUUUGCUUUGAUCUGUGAGUUGUUAAAGGGAAUCAUUGUGAAAAAUCCGUGCUUGUAAAGCAAGAUCACCGUAACAGAACCCUCCCGUGACCUUUGGAAGGAAUCACUGGUGUGUUCACAGCUUCGGAAGGUGGCCUGUUCUGUUACUAGAACUACUAGAAAAAAUUUUCAUACAAUGAGCUGGAAACUACUUGCCAGAAAAUUCCACUUCUCUAUCCUACUGGGGAAGUCGAGGCGUGAUCCGUCCCUAGCACUCCUUAAAUACUUGAAAGCUGCGUUAACUGUACUACUAAUGCCUCAGCUUGUGGCUCAACCUGAGUUUGUGGUCAACUUCAAGUUCAAUGUCGUUAGGACAAUUGCCAAGCCACACCCCUCCACCCCCUGCUUAUACAACUGAUUUUUUGAGCCUAGAUGCAGGAGUUUGUAUUUAUCCUUAUUACUGCUCCAGUCAGUCAAAAUAAUUUUGAGUCUUGAUUCCGCCAUCUGUCACAUUAGCAAUUCCUGCGGCGUUGCGUCAUCCGAGACUUGCUAAGCGUGCCUCCUGUCUCACCCAAGUCAUUGAUGAAAUGUGGAGAGGACAGGGCUUCCCUCCAGACUGACACGGACCAGCAAUACUCUGAGCACGGAGUCUCUACAAGCCACGAGCCCACACAACCGCGCCGCCCAUCUUGCCACAUAGGUCGCUGUUUGUUUAUUUUUAAGUUGGGGUGGGGGUAGAGACCAAAAUCACUGGGGUACAUGACCGCAAGAGAAACAGGGGAGCCGGAAGAACACGCACCUAUUAGGAUGCGUUUGGUCGCAGGUAACAAAACCCCAACCCAAAUGCAUUCAAGAAAAACAAAGCAAAAAUCCCAACCAAACACUAAGGGAUUCAGACGCGUUAGUGCAGACGAUGAGCAGCGCAGGGACAGAUGUGGCCUCGCAAGGCUGUCCAGACCUCACAGAGGUGCUCAGGACCCACCUUCUCCCACACCGCUCCUGCUGUGUCCUCACGUCGGCCCCCUCCGCAGUCCUCCUGAAGCCUCCUGGGCCUGCACACCUCUCAGCUCACGGCAAGCAGCGGAGGGAGGUCUGUGGCCUAGAAUUCCCAGCAAGCGUGGUGAGCACCGCUCCGACUGGGGCACUGCCGGCUCUCGACCCGGGGUUGCGGUCAUGGGAAGGAGCGGGGCCUCUGUGGGCUUAGGCCAGUCAGACCCCAGCCCUGGGAUCAACCACGCUCAAGUCGUGUGACUCCCCACGGGAAGCACAGAGCUUGCUCAGGAGAGCCGCAGAGGGAGUGCAGCUCCCCGCUCUCAAGCAAACCAAAGACAGGGCGCGUGGACGCCUCCGAGGCAUCCCAGAGUGCCCAGGGGCAGAAGGGACCAGGCAGAGGCUUGGGGAGGGGCAAGGAUGCUGAGAGGAAGAAGUCAUGGUCCUCAGACGCAGGGAGGCCAACUGCCAAGUGCAAAUCCCUCGGCGCCUUUAAGCACCUCCCUUCCCGAUGAAACCCAUGAGAGCAAUGGUAGGCGGCAACCAACCAAGUCCAGGACGCAGGGCUGGGAGGCCUUGCCCCCAGCCACGUCCCCUGUCACAGUCAUGUUAAUCCGUGAGGAGGGCUCAGCGAGGGUUUCCACCCAAGGCCCCGUGCAUGGGCCCCUGCCCGUGGCCUGAUGCCGUCUUAAACUCUGGCUUCCUUCACUGCCCCAGCCUAGCAUGGGGCCCUCAGUCCCCAGGAAGCGGGAGUCGGGCGCAGGAGGGAGGCGGUGCACACGGGCUCUCCGACGUGGGAGCGGGCAUCAGCCAGCCCUCCUGCUAAGCCCAAGGUGCACUCCAGAGACUGUCUUAACAAAUGAACUCUGUAGCCACAGCUGAUCACUGCUUUGUUUUGCCUUGCACGAGGUACCCAUUCAAUGAGUAUUUGUGUGUUUUCUUUUCAAGUUUUUUUUCACCCUAGUCAGAGCUCUGUUAAUAUGGGCCAUCUGUCAGGACAUGGAAAUGCAGAUUACAUGUUCACACAUUAGAUAUUUUCCCGAAAAUAUUCCUGAAAAUUUGCAUGUAAAGUAGGACUUGUUAGAAUAUUCCUGCUGCUCUCCAUUCAACAAAUAUUUCUUGGGUGCCAGUUAACGCCAGCCGCGGGGCUGCAGACCCUGUACACCAGGGCUUUGUGGGCUCUCUCCUGUGACACCCUGGAGAGCACACACCCACCAAGAAGACCCACCAAUGAGGUCACUGGUUUUUGUUUUUGUUUUUGUUUUUUGAGAGAGAGAGAAAGCUCCCAUUCCCUGGUUCAUUCCCCAGAUGCCUGCCAUGACCUCCAAAUGGGGCUGAAGCAGAGCCAGGGCCUCACCCAGGUCUCCUCUGUGUGUAGCAGGAAGCUGGAGCCGGGAACAAGAGCCAGGCAGUAACCCAGGUAACGGAGGCGGGACUUGGGCAUCCGAACCGCUAGGCCACCCACCAUCCCCGGGCACCCGUCUGAGCACUGGCAUCUCUUCCCCUGGGCCAUGUCCUCCGGGCACCCGUCUGAGUACCCCAGUCUCUUCCCCCAGGACGUGUCCCCCUAGGCCACCCGCCGUCCCCAGGGCACCCGUCUGAGUACCGCGUCUCUUCCCCAGGGCCGUGUCCCCUAGGCCACCCGCCAUCCCUAGGGCACCGUCUGAGGGCCGUGUCCCCUACAGCAGUGCCCCGCCACCCCCGGGCACCCGUCUGAGCACCGCGUCUCUUCCCCAGGGCCAUGUUCCCCAGGCCACCCGCCAUCCCUGGGCACCCGUCUGAGGGCUGUGUCCCCUACAGCAGUGCCCCGCCACCCCCGGGCACCCGUCUGAGCACCGCGUCUCUUCCCCAGGGCCAUGUUCCCAGGCCACCCGCCAUCCCCGGGCACCCGUCUGAGGGCUGUGUCCCCUACGGCAGCGCCCUGGGAAAAUGUAGAGAGCUUCAGCCCUCCCCCAGGGAAACGAGAGGAUAGUGCGGCCUCUGGUCAGGUCAGGGAGGGAAACGCAGGCUUACCGACUG